UCCAUGUUGUUGAAAAAUCCUGAAGAUAAACAAUCAGUGAGCUAUAAAUAGUAAAUAUGCUGCAUAGUUCUGAUGAUCAAUAAUCCUCCCCAAUAAUCAGGUCACUCAAGAUGAUGUUAUGCAUUUUAUACUACAAUUGAUUAGUAUGGUAGAUUCAUUAAAGAGAGAGAUGUACAGCUCAAGGCUAUAUUUAACUGCUUGACUACUCUACAGGACCAAUCAUCUCGCCUGCAUCAAAUUCAAUUGAAAUUUUUAUAAUAUUGACUGCUGAAGUUAAAAACAAUAAAGUGAAGUGAUGGUGUGACUUUCUUGACAUUUCUUUUGUGGAAUUUUAACUAUCGUCACGAAAUAAUUAUACUAAUGGAAGCACAGUAUGUGUUGAUAUAUAUUUCCAAUACUAAAGUUUUGUUGGAUUGAAAUAGAUAUCUCACUAUUUGUUGAUUAUGUGAACUAAAUAUAUUUAUAUAGAGAUGUCGUUGAUAAUUCUGGAUAUUUUAAGAUCUCGAUAAUCUAUAUAUAUAUUUAUCUAUGAAUUAAAGUGGAAAAAAUGUGAUUUUUGACUGUGAACUGUGAAUGUUGCUUCUGAACGGAAAUGAAAUCCAUCAGCAACGUUAUGUCACUAUCUACAUCCGACCUCCAUGUCAUUUGACAAAUACAAUAUGGUUUUAUGUAGUUAUUGUACAACAUUUAAUUUCUAAAUACAAAAAUGACUUGUAAAAUGGUGGUUUUUUGCAAAGGUGUUUAUUACAAUUUAACUGAAGAUUAGAGGGGAAAGUUUUUAUAUUCUGAUCAAAGGAUAAAAUAUAUGUUAUCAAUCGGAUGUUAAUCUCAUAGCAAAUAUUUACCUGACAAAGAUGAAAGACAUCUUAACAAUUUGAAUUGUAAGAUCCACUCUUCAUGACUCGUAAGGAUCCAUCCCAGAUUUAUCAUAAUGUUCCCUUGGAAAACCUUAAUGUACCCCACAGAGUGUCAUCACAACCCAUAGUGGACCCCAACCAUCAUCAGAUUUUUGUUACCAGAAGUCAUUCAUUUGCUGGAAUGGCCAGUCGAUCUAGUCAGCUAAUGGAAUCUCCCUUAGGAACCCCUGUAUUAGGGGCUACAUAUAGGAGUAAGACUCAACAUAAAAUUCCACAUUCUCCAAGGCCAAGAUCUGGAGGCAAUUACAGAAAGUCACCAAAAGUGCCAAAGAUUCCCCGACCUAAUUGGACGACCCUGAUGUUUGAGAGCGUGAAAAAAGGAAUCGGGGAGUUUAUAGAAGCUACUAAAGACGAUAUAGACCAGUUAUGUGCCAGAGGUGUGGAGCAAGCUACAUCUACUGCUCAGGGGAAAUUAUUGGAAACAGAUAAGCAAAUUAAAGCAGCAGAGAGAUACCUGAAAAGAUUAGAGUUUCAUCUGUCUAAGAUUGAAGAGUUACAUGAUUGUUAUAUGGUACAGCAACAACUGAGAGAAGGUACCAGAAAUUUACAGAAGGCUUAUACCACAUCACCAACCAGUCAAAAAGACACACUGAGUAAUGUUAAAUAUGGCAUGUUAGAAUGUAUACAGACAAUGUGUGCAAUAGAAGCUCAGUUAGAGGCUAUGAUGGGAACGUUCCAUUGUAGAAUUAAAGGUAUGGCAGGCUUUGCAAGAUUAUGUCCAGGAGAUGUAUUUGAUAUUACUCUGCGACAUGGGUCACAGAAGUGGCGUUCACGUGGCAGAGUGGAAAAAACAGGGAACCAGAGAUGGGAGAACCCAGAGAAUACAUUUAAAGCUGUCAUUGGUGAUGGGCUUCAUAUAAAGGGAGUAGAAGUAAGAAGCUUCAAGUCUGUGAUAUUAGGACAAAAAACAUGUGAGACGAAAGAUUUGUUCUCCUGUAAUCCACAGUUAAUGACAGUCAGCAUCAAUACCAAUGGUUCUCUUAAACUUAGUGUAAUAAUCACAUGGAAUCCUUUAGAAGGUGUGGAGGAGUCUAUGUCAUAUUUCGAUGUUCCAAGCAGACCACAGACUACUCCACGGAAGAGACCUGUAUCUGUGUUGGCUCUAAAUGGAGAACUGAGUGGAAGUUACUCAAGUUUAUCAUCAGACGACAGCAGAAGACAUUCAACACCACCAAAUCUAACCACAACCAAAGACGAUAACUUUAUUUUACGUACGAGUGGUAAUCAUAGUAGUUUCUCAUCACCGUAUCGUACAGUUCAUUCUGACAAUUCUUUUAACCUACAAAGAGACUCAGGAUUUUCUAGUGUUAUACAUGUACCCAGUGCUAAUUCACCGUUAGGAAUGAAACGCCAUGCGCCACCAGUACCUGUGAUGGAAACUCCAGAGAUUACUUCAAAUAACAAUAUUGACAUUGUGAAACCAAUGGCAGCGCCCUCUAUAUCACCCUUAGUGACAUCCUCGCCAGCAUCAACGUUACUCUCAUCGUGGUAUUCACAUUUACAUUUCCCCGUGGCAUUAGGUCACACUGUGACAUUGUCAAAAGACGAGCCAACAAAUGUAGAGGAUGCUUUACACAGUCUGAUGACUACGUUAGAGGAUUAUCAUGGACAGUAUCGGGAGUUAGAAAAACUGGAAGAUGUUGUUGUCAUGUUAGAACAAAUAUUACGAAAACAUUCACGAUGCAGUUCAAGAUCAUCCAGUAUAAGUAUUUCUAUUGAAAGCGCUUUGGGUGCGUUUGAUUUUCUGAAUACAGAAGAAGAGAAUGGUGAUCCAGAAAAUCAUCAUGAUGCUUCUGUAUUUGACCAUGUCAUGUCUAGUCCAGAUUCAACUGCCAAAACUGCUGACUCAGGGAUUGAGUCAUUAGCAAAGCGCCUAAGUGAAGACACACAACUUGGAUCCAGUUUAGGUUCCAGUCCUUUGCCACCAACUACAGAGAAUGACCAAGUGGAUCAUGCCUUAGUGUAUCAUUUAGUUUAUUGUGAGAGAUUACUUGAGAGCCUUGGUGUAUAUGGUCCAUUAAAAUGUAGGGAAAUCUAUGCAUUAGAUAGACUUCAAAAUCAGGCUGAUAUAAUAGAUAGUUUGAUAAAGAUCUCAGAGAAUGGCUCCGAUAUUGACUUAUUGUCUGUGAUGUCCAGUUUAACUGAAGAUAAAAGUUUACGAGAAUUCUGGGCCAGGUGUACUGAUCAAAACCUCUUGUAUAUACAACCAGAGAAACUGGUUACCUGUUUAGAUCAAAAGUAUGGUGCUCAGCUACGUAGUAAAUACGAGAGAGAUCCAAAGAGAGUAAUACGUCAUUUAGUAAUGAGGUUACUAGAUGUCCCAAAUUAUGACCCUGAAACUAUAAAACCCACCUGUAUAGUAACACUUCACCAGUUCAUGACCUAUUUUAAAGAGGAAGGCGGUCUUCAACAUGUUGAUGCAGUAGCCAGUGAAAUUAACAUGAUUGAGAAGUUAUGCUGCGAGGAUUCAGAUACUGUGAUAAAAACAAUAUUGCAAUUAAAAGAUGGACUACCCCAACCACAAUGUAUUAAAAUACUUGGUGUACUUCUGAUGGGUAGUGAUACAGAAAUAGCUGAUUAUAUAGAAUCAUAUUUAAGAAAAAUUAACAAGAACAAAGAAUCACGAGAUAAGGCUUUAGUUGUAUUUGCUGAAGGUUUAGAAGACAAGACUUCUGAGAUCAGAGCAGGUGCUUGUAAAGCUCUACAGAUAUUGGAGGCUACAGAGAGUAUCGACAGAUUGGCCUAUAUUUGUCAGACAGAUAGGUCAACUACAGUCCAGGACCAAGCUAAGGCAGCCCUUACGUCAUUAGGUGAAGAUGGGAGAAGGGCUUUUGAUGAUACACAACUUACAACCCAUGGAUUUCAAGGUAUUCAGGUUCAGAAGUAGCUCUACAGACAUUGUAAACAAUGGCCAGAUACUAUUGGUACAUGGAUAGUUUUCCAACACAGAAUCCAAAAGUUCAAGGAAUUCAUUCAUCUGUUAACAGAUUGAUUUACUGGAUUAUUUAUUUAUCAAAGUUACAUGAAGUUAUGUUUUAAAUAACAUACAUUUGUUUUGAAUCUUUAAUCUGCAUCAAUACAAUGAAUACAAAAGCCUUUUGGUCAUAAAACUUUACUCAGUACUCUCUGAGUACAAAACUUCUGCUCGAAACGCCUAAUCUGGCAUUUUGAUUGGUUGAUUUCUGUGUAUGAUAAUUGUACUCGAAAGUUUUAUGACCGUAAGCUCUGAUUCAUGUAUUGCUUGAAACCCCUACCUGACAUGACCACUAACUUAUAUUGGAUCAGUUUGAAUUGUAGCUGCUUGUAUUGAAAAGUACAUAUUCAUUGGUAAUGUUUAUAGCUUUACUCACCAAUUUAUUUAGAUUACCAACACCCCAUUAAAAACUACCAUCUCAGUGUUCGCCAAAUUUUACCUCAUUUUAAAAUCAUCUAAGUAAUUUUACUCCUACCAAACAGCAGCUGUUUUCACCAAAACUAUUAUGAUAAAAAUUAAUCGUUAGUUAUUUUGAAAUGUUCAUAACCCACUAGUCUUUUUUUCUAGUAAGAUUUUUUUUGUGAAAAGGGUCACAGAUCUAAGAAGAAUGUAUUUUAUCCACAAUAAUAAGCUUUACCAAAAUAUUCGAAUAUUGAUUGCAAGGAGUAAAGCAAAAUACUAUUUUUUGUAGAAUUUUAAUUUCUGUCAAAGAGGCAGAAACUGACUCUAAACUUGAAAAAUGUUGAGAGUCAUAACUUUCAUAUGUUGAUCUGAAUAUUAUUAAUUGAACAAGCUAUUUGCAUAAUACCUCAUUCACUGAAAUUUUUGCAAUUGAAUAAGGUGCUUAAUAAAUACUCAUUAAAUUGUCAUUUACUUGCCAACAUUUUUAUAAUGAUAGACUUUGUAUGUUGUAGAUGUUUACUGAAACGGACCAAUAUAUUUAGAUUUUUUACUAAAACAGACCCAUUUAAAUGUCAAAUAUUACACAGUCCCAUCAACACCAUUCUCAAAUCAACUGUAAUGAAACUAUUGACUAUUGUUUGGGAUGAAAAAUCAAUCAGAGUUAUCUCCCUUUUAUAAACAUAUACUAAUAAACUUCAAAAAAUAUUUUUCUCAAACCAAUGUUUAUAAAGCAUAUUAUAAAUUUUGGCAUUGAUUGCAGAUUUUGAUGAAUUAUAUUAAAAUGAACUCAAUUGAGUAGGAAUAUAGCAUGUAGUCCAGGAGAAAACACUCGGAAAAAUAUUUUAUUUUUUAAAAAACUUAAAUCUACAUUCCUUUCCUAAAGUUAUAUUAAGGUUACAUUAAGCUACCAUUUAAAAGUCUUGUAAUUUUUAUUUGAACUUAUUUACAACAAAUACAAUCGUAUAUGUAAUGCAAUUGAUAAUACGAGAAAUUGAACAUAUUUAAAAAUUUGCUGUGCUUGGCUUUUUUUAUACGAUAUAAAAGCAAGUAACAUCAGUCUCAUGAAAUGUGUAUGAACCAAACAGAAAUAAACUUAAAUGUUACAAAAUAAAGAUGUGCUGUAUAGAAGUGAGCCGCACCAAUUAACACAUCUUCAAAAAAAUGUUCAAAAUCAUUUGAUAUUGAUGUACAAAACUAGUCAUUUAUAAAUAGGGACAUAUGCCCAACGUAUCUUUUCAUUGGUGAGAACUCAUGUUACAUCAGCACAUUUUUGCUUUUUAGGACAUUUCUCUUAUUUAAAGAGAAUCAUCUAUAAUAACAAUUAUGCAAUACACAAAAUGCUAAGUGAUGAGUAAAAUAGGAUGUUCAGUUUCUGGUAAUCAAUCUACACAAGCUUUGACUACAAAAGAUGUUGGUAGAUAUUCAUUUUAAUAUGUGCAAUAUAUUGAUUUUCAUGAUAUACUGUUGUAUAAACUUCUCAAGUAGAAGGAAAAUGUUAUUAUUGUUAUUUACAAACUUUAAAUUACUUUAAACAAAAUAAUAAAAGUGAUUUAAAGAUUAUUGUUAAAAAGAACUGAAGAAAUUUACAUUUUUGCAGUUUAUAUUGUGUACUAUCAUACAUUUUGUUUUAUCAUCUUGGAAAUUCAAUAUGAAAAUUCUAUACAGCAAAAUCCUGAUAUUAGCAAUACUAUUAGGUGUUAACUUUAUAUUCAACAAAAGCAUACAAGAAAAAAACACUUGUGAAAGACCAGACUUACAAUUUGAGAGUUGUAUAAUUGUCUUUAACCCACAUCCUUUAUUUUACUUAUAUCAUGUUUAUCUUUAGGUACAUUCAGUUAAGCAAAUGCUGCAGGUAUUUGUUAGUAGCAAACAAUGUAAGAAAAUUCUUGUAUUGCCAAUGAUUUUGUCCCUGGUGGAAACAUCUUUAAAACUCAAUUAAAGAAAAUAAUUUUUUAGGUAAAAAAAACCUAAUCUGAUAGACUCCUAAUUGACACUUUUUAGUUCAAGAGAACCUAAGAUGUAUAUAAAGUAAUAUAUAUACUUUCUCUGCCUGCAUUAAAUUGACUAGAUUUUGUUAAAAUCUGUUAAUGAUGUAAAAGAAAAUCUGUUGUAAAACAAUUUGUUUUGAUUACUGACUUGAUUGAGAUUAUGACAAUGUAAUUAAUUGUAAUUUUAUAAUUGUAGUCUAGUCAAAUUGUUCAUAUAAAAGUUAUCUUAAUGGUUAUAUAUUAAAAUAUAUAUGAAAUGAAA
This is a messenger RNA of Mytilus californianus (California mussel), 6543 nucleotides long. Its product is annotated as rho family-interacting cell polarization regulator 2-like. The transcript is spliced from 22 exons. The coding region runs from base 898 to 3804 and encodes 968 amino acids. The record is from RefSeq and is a predicted model, not a curated record. Lineage: Eukaryota; Metazoa; Mollusca; Bivalvia; Mytilida; Mytilidae.